AUGCCCAAUAAGAAUAAGAAGAAAUCGCUGCCGUCUUCAAUGACGGCCACAUCUUCUUCAAAUACUCAAUCACAACAACAACAUCAACCCGAAGAUGUUGUAGCUAGUGCUUCAUCAAGAAAUAUUCAUGAGGAGUUGAGAAACGAAUUAUUUUCGGAAGUAAUCGUUUAUCCCGAUUCCUUGAGUUUUUAUUAUGUGAAUGAACCAAAUGUAAAUCAACAGCCUUCAAUAUCGUAUAAAGAAGCUCUACAAAAACCUAGUGAAACUAAAAUAAUUAAAAAGCCUCUUCUUGAAGAGUUUACUAUUGAUGAUCCCUUGAAAAUUGAUUGUACAAGAAAAAUUAUGAUCAUCUUUUUUUUCAAAACAAAAGAACACAACAUGAUGGUGAAUUCAGAUAUUCUCCCAGGAGGAGAAGAAGAGGAUGAUAAGGAAUCCACAAACCAACCUUUGAUUGCUGAGGCAAGCAUUACUUUAAAAAUUAUCCUGCCAGUUGGAUAUCCAAUUUUACCUCCUGAAGUCACCAUAGAAAAUGCUAUCGGUAUGAGCAAGGAGAGCGUGAAGCAGCUCUACGACAAAAUAAUAUCAAAAUGCAAUGAGGGGAAAGGGUUCCAAUUGUUGCAUGAAAUAAUUACAACUUGUACUGAUGGAGUGAAAGAAUAUGUAGAAAGGCUAGAACAAGAUUACUAUAAUGAAAAGAGACGAGCAAUAGAAGAAAAAGAAAAACGACAAAAACUCAACAAACAAAAAGAACAAGAAAUUAUUGACAUGGGCGCAAAGAGAAAGCAAAUGAUUAAAGAACAAAAAACAAGAAAGCUAGAACAUAAGUUAAAACUCAUGAUGGACGAAUCUCCAACACCCAUCAGCAAAGUCACAGAAGAAAUUUUUGAAUAUCAAAAAAGUAUGCAUGGUCAAUCGUCAAGCAGCCCUGUGUCGAAAUUUACCUCUCAUGAUCACGAGGAAGAAGAAGAGGAAAAAGAUGAAUAUUUAAAUUAUUCAGAGGAAGAUGAUGAGAGCCAUAGCGAAGAAGAAGAAGAUAGCGAAGAAGAGGAAGAAGAGGAAAAACCAAAAAAUCGUAACUUUUUCAAAAGAGCUGUCUUGGUGGAUAGUGAUGAGGAAGAAAGUGACGCUAGUGAAGAGGAGGAAGAAGAAGAGGAAGAAGAGUUAGUGUUAGAAGAAGAAGAGGAAGAAGAUGACUCGAAAAAGAAAAAAACACAAAAAAAGCCAUCUCACAGAUCUUCUCCCAUAUCGAUAAGGGAAGAAAAGGAAUCCAGCGAUUCUAGUCAAUCUGGAACCAGCCCUGGAGUUGUAUCAUCUAGCCCAGCUAAAAAUUUUAUCAACUUCUAUCUAGACGCAAAAAAGAAAAAAGAAGAUGCUCGCUUAGAAGAAUUAACAGAGGAUAAUCAACAGCGAACUCAAAUGCUUCUGGUUCAUCUCAUCAAAAUAUUUUGUAACAGACUUUCCAAAGAUCAAAAACAUGCUUUUACAGAGUUGACAGAGCAACUUAUGAAAAUAGGAGUUUUGUCACCCUCUAUGGAAAAGUAUAUUUCAAAUUUUACAGAGUUUAAAGAACAAUUUAGAAACCUAUUUAAUGAACAAAUCAAAACAGCCUCAGAAAGCGCAGUUGAGCCGUUUUCCUUCUUUUGGAGAGAACCAAGCGACCAGGUGGAUUCCUCUUCAUUAAGCUUAUCAAGGUACAAAACAGAUUUCGAAGAACUCGAGCGAUUGGGGGAAGGAGGCUUUGGAAUGGUCACAAAAGUCAAAAAUCAGCUCGAUCAAAGAAUUUAUGCGAUUAAGAAAAUUAAAUUCCAGUCAAGGGAUGAGAAAGAAGAGAAAAUUAUUUUGAGAGAGGUUAAUCUGUUAUCAAGACUAAACCAUAGCUACAUUGUACGAUAUUUCAACGCAUGGAGAGAGGAAAAUAAUGAAACUAUAGAAAAUGAAAUGUUUGAAAGUAACUCAGAUGAAACAGAAUAUUAUAACUUUGACUCAGUUUCCGAAAUGACAGAACCUAAAACUAAAACGGAGCUAAAGUCAACAAAUGCCUUCACCAAAAAUGUGCCAACACGUAUUCUGUAUAUACAAAUGGAAUAUUGCCAAGAAACUCUUCGAGAGGUCAUUGACAAGACCUCUCUAACACGAGAUGAAGCAUGGCGGUAUCUAAGACAAACGGUAGAGGCUCUCAAUUAUCUGCAUAAGAAUGACAUUAUACAUCGUGACCUGAAACCAAGUAACCUCUUUAUUAGUGUAGAUCGAACCAUUAAGGUGGGAGAUUUUGGACUUUCAGUUGCUGUGAGAGGCAAGUCACACUAUUAUCGACAUCACAGAGGACAAUCUGAAUUUUCCUUAUCUCAAUCAAACUCAUCAGAGCUGUCUACAGGAGUAGGCACAGCAUUAUACAGCGCUCCAGAGAUCUUAACGUCACCUCACUAUUCCUCAAAGGUUGAUAUUUAUUCAUUAGGAAUUAUUUUCUUUGAAAUGCUCCAUCCCAGGUUUUCCACUGGAAGCGAACGCCUUGUGGUAAUAUCAAAACUUCGUGAGACUGGUAAAGUUCCUCCUUCUUUUCCAGCAGUUUAUGAAAAGGAAAAAGAGAUUAUAGAAUGGAUGCUCAAUGAGGACCCAGAAAAAAGGCCCACUGCUGAACAGUUGUUAGGGUCAGAGUACAUGCCUAUAUCCACCACAGAAGAAAAACUUUCCAUUCUAUUUAACAGAAAAGAAAAAGAUUUAUCCAUCAGCAAUGAGUUUAAUUUAGCCAAAGUUUACAAUCGAGAAAAAGCAAUUCUAACUCUCCAAUCAAUAUUUCACCUGCAUGCAGCCGUCCAAUUCGACGUAGAAAUUUACUUUCCAAACAGUGACCAAUUGGAUGGAAUGAUUCAAGAAAAAGACUCGUAUCCUGUCAUGUUCAAGUCAGGAAAAUUGAUGAACAUUGCAAAAGAUGGAGCCAUUACACUCGCAAGGUAUUUGGCAAGACUUCCUAACGACCGUGAAAUCAAGUUUUUGAAACGAUACUCAUUCCAGAAUGUGGUAAAACAAAGCGAUAAAUCCGGUUUCACAAUGAGUCAAGUAUGCUCUGUUGACAUUGUGGGCUCAAGAUUUGGACUUAUUACAGACGCAGAGAUUAUCAAGAUUCUUAGUAGAAUUGCAAAGGUCUUUGUACCAAAACAUGGCCGUUGGGUUCUCAGAAUUAAUCAUACCGGCGUUAUUUAUUCCAUAUUAGACUAUUGUGGAGUACCCAAGAGAGAAUACGAAGAACUUUGCAGGUUCGUUUCAAAACGAAAAAAGUGUAACUACACUUGGAAUCAACCUGUACCAGAAGGAAAGCCAAUUCUAAAAGAUUUAUUUAGAUUGAGAGGAGCUGUGGAUGUCACAAGACAAAAGCUUGCCAAUAUUUUUACUAACAUUGGAGCUAGAGAGGCCCUCAAUGAUAUUUCAACCCUGCUCAAUAACAUUUCGAUAUGGGGUAUUGACAAGUCCAAUGUCAAGAUUGAAUUUGAUACAAGCCUAACGAACGACUACCAACGAUAUAGUGGUGUGAUUUUCCAAUUUGGAAUUCAAAAAGGUGAUGAUUACAUUGCUAUUAUGAAUGGUGGUAGAUAUGACAAAAUGGUCACUCACUUCACACUCUUUGAUAAGACACCUCAAUAUGUGGUAGGAGCGAAUAUAAAACUCGAGAAAUUAUUUAGACAUACCCUUUUGGUGGAUACCAAACAAACGACAGAGCUCACCACCAGUGAAGAGGAAGAGCCGAUCAUUCCUCAUUUUGACAGUGGUGUGCCACAAGUACUCGUAUAUUCAGAAAAUAAGGGAAUUAAGGAAGAAAGGAUGAGAGUUGCUGACAUGUUAUGGGAAGCAGGAAUCAAGACAGAUUUGACCUAUGACGAUAAUACCGAUUAUGAAUAUGUGAAAACCUAUUGCAAGCAACACAAGGUCAAAUACAUUGUCGUAACCAAGUCAAACCUCAUUUCCAAAAAUCUAGUGAGAAUUCGAUUAUCUACUAACCAAGAUUCAGAAUCAGGCAUCAAGAAAGCAAAAGUCUACGAAAUUGACAAGAAAAAUCUCGUUGCCUACAUUACCAGUGAAGGAAAGCAGAAAAAGCCAACCACUCCAAGCGCUUCCUCAAGCACCAUCCAGCCAAGCUCACCUCUAGAUACAAUACCUGAAAAUCACGUUGUGUUUUUACAACCUAAAAACAAAGCAAAACAUCAAAGUACUGCCAGCAUUGCCGUUAAGAAAUGUUCACAACAAGUCAAGUCCUUGUUGGAAGAUAGUGUUGUACUAAUUUCGCUAACACUCACUAGUCAAGAUGUGAAAAAGAUUGCCAACACCACUCAUCGACCUCCAAGUGGUGGCACCACAGAAGCGGACAUUCUCGCCAAAUACGUGAAGGAUCAUGAUACGAAUAUAUUUAUUUACACGUCGAAAGAUGAUAAGGUGACUACCAUCCUGAAGAAAUAG
Molecule: messenger RNA, 4449 nt
Organism: Naegleria fowleri
Lineage: Eukaryota; Heterolobosea; Eutetramitea; Acrasida; Naegleriidae
Exons: 5
Coding region: 1-4449 (1482 amino acids)
Biological process (GO): DNA damage checkpoint signaling; regulation of translational initiation by eIF2 alpha phosphorylation
Cellular component (GO): cytosol
Molecular function (GO): ATP binding; protein binding; eukaryotic translation initiation factor 2alpha kinase activity
Source: RefSeq, a predicted model, not a curated record